Saccostrea echinata is the source of this 3811-nucleotide messenger RNA. RefSeq lists its product as uncharacterized. The transcript is spliced from 20 exons. Gene Ontology annotation, biological process: protein phosphorylation; multicellular organism development; regulation of neuron differentiation. Gene Ontology annotation, molecular function: transmembrane receptor protein tyrosine kinase activity; ATP binding; protein binding. Gene Ontology annotation, cellular component: membrane; signaling receptor complex. Lineage: Eukaryota; Metazoa; Mollusca; Bivalvia; Ostreida; Ostreidae. The record is from RefSeq and is a predicted model, not a curated record. Bases 387 to 3287 code for a protein of 966 amino acids.
AUUAUAUAUAUAUAUAUAUAUAUGUGUCAAAAGCUGGUGAAAACGCUUUAGACUCUUCGACACAAGGCGGGAACUCGACACAGCUCAGUUGCAAUAUGUAUAUCGAAGAGACAUUUAUCGAACGCUAGCGAAGUAGCAUGCUGCUCAGGAAUUUAUGAAAUCGUCAUUUUGUCAAUGAAUCAUUGUCCAAAGUGCAACAUAUUCAGUAAGUCUAACACGUGACGAAGAAAAACCGUUGUAUUUGGAUAAAGACCCGAGAAACCCUGGAAGCUCUAACCUAAAACGCUGAUCUCUUAAUCCAGGGAGGUUAAUCUGCAUUUGCAACUUUUAAAUCCAUUUUAAUUUAAAUCCGUACAAAGACUUUAUUAAAGAGCAAUAACAAGAAAAUGGCGAGUGGUGAAGUUUUUCUUGUUUUAUUGCUAGCAUUAUUCUACGUAUCUCAAGGAUAUUUAUUUGAAACAAAUCCGAAGGAUGUUCAAACGAUGUAUGUUUCUGACAAUGAUUUUCGUGUGACUUGUUCUUUUAAUUACGAUAUUUCUGACAAAGUCAGAGGCCAGGUUUUAGAAAAUAUAAGAGCGGUAGUGGAAGUGUCUCCGGAGUACAUUAAAAGUUCCAAUUCAUCAUGGACACUGUAUUCCUGGUGUCCAAAUUUAAGUUCUGCAAGUUUCAAACUGCCUCACAUUACAAGGGUGAAACAGAAUGGAAACACGACUGAAUAUUAUCUCGAUUUUUCUCUACAAGACGGUCGUGUCUUGGAAUGUGUGAAAAAAGGUGCUUGGAAUCUAACUGUUUCUCUGUUUGACGAAAACAUAAAACUAAAAACAGUUAAUAGAAAGGAUCCUUUUUCGUUCCAGAAACUUGAGGCUAAUUUUAAAGCGGUUGACUGCGACUUUAACACAAGUUCCUGUCUUUCAUGGACGACGAAUGGAUCCAUGGUACACUCCGAUUCCUGUCGACUCCCAUGGUGUAAAUACAUACCCAAACCAAAAAAUACCCUUUCCUAUGUAGCAGCAACAGAGGAAGAGAGAACUCACUGGAGGUCCCGUGACAUAUAUGGAAGCGGAACCAACUGUUCUCUAAACAUUCUGAUGACGGCCUACUCUGCUACUUAUGUCACAGUUUCCCUCAAUUCGUCGAGGGGGUCAACACCCUUAAUGCGAAAGAAGUUCGAUUCUGAAAAAAUGAAUUGGACUGUUGUAAGAAUUCCCAUCGGAAGGGUGGACGAACUGUUUCAACUUACUGUCUGUAUCCACGCAAUAUAUAUAGCGGCAGUCCAAAGGAUGUGGCUGGGAAAUUGCAUGGAAAUUACAGAAGUCGCCCAGUGCAGUGAUAAAGAAUUCCAGUGUUCUACUGGUAAAUGUAUUCCUAAGGACAGAGUGUGCGACUUAAACCCAGAUUGUCCCCUACAAGAUGACGAAGAAAGAGAUUUCUGCGAUAAAAACAGUUAUAGAGCAUUUUGUGAUGUGGACAGUGAUAGAUGUAACUGGACCCAGAGUCCUCAGUGUCCAUUUCAGAGAAAGACUACCAAUGAAUACAACAUCGUCAAAUACCACAAGUAUUGUCAUUAUGGUCAGACAGACUUCGUCAUUUUUGCUGAUAAAUGUAAAAACAAGGAGUCCUCCAAGCUUAUAAGUCCAGUAAUGCAGCCAUUCAAUGCUUCUAAGGACUGUAGGGUGCGGUUUUGGUAUAUAGCAGACAAUUUUGAUAAAAUAAGUGUCUCCACCUGUUUUAACGAAUCCAGUUGUGAGCUUGUAAAAACUUUCGUUCGUAUUACCGCCGAGUUGGAAUGGCAGAGGGCAUCUGUUAGUAUACCGCAUCGAUAUCAACCAUUCCAAGUCGUAUUACACGGAUCACUUGCUUCUAUCGGGGGUAUUGUGGCCCUAGACCAGAUAAGUUUUACACCUGACUGCUUUACAAAAUCUGAUGAAUGGAUGGAACCACACAUGGAGGAGGUGUCUACGCAAGUGGAGUUAGACGACGGUUCUAGUUAUAUCCUCACUAUUCUCGGGAUUGGGGCUGGUAUUGUCGUUGCUAUGGUUACUGCUGUGGUCAUUUUCUCAGUUUUCAAAAAGAGGCAAAAUCUCAAGGAUGAAAGUCUUCGGAAUAUACUUCCGGUAUCUACAUCUACAACUUCCUCCGGAAUAGAUGGGAAGUGUUCGAUUCCAGUUGACAUUUCUGACGCCUCUUCCGCUGACAGCGAACGCCAGUCUCUUGUUCCCAGUAACUUGGCAGUGUCUAACAUCUCACCGUACUAUGAGUGGACCGAAGAUAAGAUUAGAGAUAUACCCAGAAAGAAAAUCAAACUUGUUCGACUUCUCGGUAAGGGUGCGUUUGGUGAGGUAUAUUAUGGACUACUUGCGGAUGUGUCGCGUCUUCGAACGGACUUACCAAUAGCCGUCAAGAAAUUGCCAACAUUAUGUGCCGAACAAACUAAAGCAGAGUUAUUUUUUGAGGCUGUAACACUAAGCAAGUUUAACCACCCAAACAUCGUUCGCUUUCUUGGAAUAUCUACCGAUGAUCAGGAUCGUUCUAUGUAUCUCUUGCUUGAACUGAUGGAGGGUGGAGAGCUGAGGACCUUCAUCAGAGAAUCACGACCAAAACAGCCUCAUGAACCAUCAUACCUUACUUUACAUGAUCUGCUGAAGUUAGGAAUAGAUGUUGCCCGAGGAUGUCACUACUUAGAACAAAACAAAUUCAUCCACCGGGAUAUUGCUGCAAGAAACUGUCUUUUGACUGAGAAAGGUCCAAACCGAGUGGCCAAGAUAGGUGAUUUUGGGAUGGCGAGGGAUGUGCUCAGAACUAACUACUACAGAAAAAAUGGCAGGGCAAUGGUCCCCGUGAAGUGGAUGCCACCGGAGAGCUUUCUUGAUGGGAUAUUCACAUCUAAAACUGAUGUCUGGGCAUUUGGGGUAGUUCUAUGGGAGCUGUUUUCAAUGGGACACGUGCCAUACCCCGGCAAAUCUAACGGUGAAGUGAUGAAAUAUGUCAAGGGAGGUGGAAGACUAGAGAAACCUCCUUUAUGUCCAUAUCAAAUUUAUGGCUUGAUGUUACGAUGCUGGCAAGUUGAUGCGGACGUCCGUCCUAAUUUUACUGGUGUUGUGGAAGAACUUAAUAGAAUUAAUAAUGAAGAAGAGAUUUCUUCAUUGAUAACUUAUGAAGACGUUAUGGGCAUACAGUCCAGCACGUGUGACCAAGAUCACGUGACUUCCGGAAGUGUGACUUACGCUGAGGACAUAAAACAUAGCAUGGCUGAAACAAAGCUGUUCUCUGAAAAUGACAGUCAUUAGCCCAAAAGAUACGAUCGUCCUCAUUAGCUUUAAAUUUAUUCCAUCAAACUGAAUGCAUAAUUAUUAAUUAUCAUGCACUUUAUCACAAUCUUCACCGGGCAGCUUUCAUAUCAGAAUCAACAUGUCAAUUUGAACUGUUCUUGUGAUAUUUAUGAAUUGUUAUGUUGUGAAAUAUCAACAUGCAAGUGUAUCCUUUUAAGAAGUAAGUUGGCGUUGUACAGGGAGAGAGAGAGAGAGAGAGAGAGUACUGCUUUUAACACCUACAUGGUAUCUGUGAUAAACUAUUGAUGUAACAGGGCAAAGUAUAUGUGACACACUUUCUGCGUUUUCAUUUAACUAGAAGCGAUUCUUUUUCGUUUAACCUGCCAUUUAUAUUGUAGUUGCUUAAACAAGCAUUGUAAUUUGGUAGAUUCAGUAUUUAUGAGAAACAAGCCAUAGGAGAAAACUCAUGGAACUCAAUCCCAAAUUUUGUGACUCUGCUUUAAUUUGUCAAUGAACUGUAAAUUAAAUUUCUAAUUAUACAA